AUGGGGGAGGGGCCGCGCGGCGCCCCGCAGCCCGAGGCCCCGGCCGUUUCUCAGGCCCGCAGCAGGGGCAGGAGGGUCCACGCCCGGGCCAACGGGCUGGGAUACCCGCAGGUCGGGCACAGGGGCGGGGCGCAGGUGCCCCCGGCUGCGGCCCCCUCCCCGCCACUCAGGACGGAAGAGGGCGGCCGCGGAACGAGGGUCUCCUCAGACCCAGGCGGAGCAAAGGCCAGAACCGGAGGCCUUCGGAUCCCUCGGGGUCUGAAGCCGCCGCCCCGCAGGUCCGCCCGCUUCUGCCGCCGCCGCCGCCGCCGCCGCCGCCGCGUCCGCUUCCUCAGGGGCCGCAGCGGGCUUCGACUGCGCCACUCGCACCCCGCCUGGACCGCGGUGCACGUCAGCACGACCGAGUGCGUCAGCACGCAAUCACGAGAGGCGCUGGGCCCUCUGGGAGCCGUAGUGCGUUGUGCGCAGGCGUUGAAGGCACACGGGGGCCUGAUGGAUUCCAACGGAGAACAGUGUCUAGUGCCACUGCUGCCCCGCCCCCUCCUCCUGGAAACCCAGGCAGGCUCCACAGCUGCCUCCCUGCGGGCCCCAAGGAGGACUCAAGGACCAAUGGUGCCUACCAGAGCAGGGUGGCCCAAGGCUUCUAAACAGCCAGCCUCGGCGCAAGGAACAAAGGCACAGCGAUUCUCCCUGCCUGUGAGCCACCACCGAAGGGGAACGUCAAGCUGCAGGUUCCCGAGUCCUUCACAACCGAUUGUUUUGUUUCUUGAGACUGCCAAAGAUGCCCUGGUGCUCAAUAGAAGUCCAGACUGGCCUCUCACUCCUCCUGCCUUGGCCUCGAAAGUGCUAGAAUUACAGGCAUGUAUCGGAUUAAAAUCAGUUGCAUUAUGGGAAAGAACAUGCACAGUGAGCAAAGGCUGCCAGUCAAAACAGAGAAGCACCCAAACUACAAACCAUGGUGUCAGAUCCCCUGGAACUGGAGUUACAGACAGUUGUGAGCUGCCAUAUGGAUGCUGAGAAUUGAACCCAGGUCCUCUGGAAGAGCAGCCAGUGCUCUUAACUACUGAGCCAUCUCUCCAGUCCCUGUUAUUUGCUUUGAAUAAAGUUUCUUUGCUACUUUUA
This is a messenger RNA of Mesocricetus auratus (golden hamster), 1122 nucleotides long. RefSeq lists its product as uncharacterized. The record is from RefSeq and is a predicted model, not a curated record. The transcript has 5 exons. The coding region runs from base 1 to 1017 and encodes 338 amino acids. NCBI's taxonomy places the organism in Eukaryota, Metazoa, Chordata, Mammalia, Rodentia, Cricetidae.